Messenger RNA from Poecilia reticulata (guppy), 3353 nucleotides. RefSeq names its product transforming growth factor, beta receptor 1 b (gene tgfbr1b). Gene Ontology annotation, molecular function: ATP binding; transforming growth factor beta receptor activity, type I; SMAD binding. The record is from RefSeq and is a predicted model, not a curated record. Gene Ontology annotation, biological process: transforming growth factor beta receptor signaling pathway; cellular response to growth factor stimulus; heart development. NCBI's taxonomy places the organism in Eukaryota, Metazoa, Chordata, Actinopteri, Cyprinodontiformes, Poeciliidae. Gene Ontology annotation, cellular component: plasma membrane; signaling receptor complex.
AGCAGACGGGUGCCAGUCUGGUCUGUAGCCACGAUGGAUGCAAUAGCAUACCUUCUGCUGGUCCUGCUGUUCGGGACAAGGUUACAUGAUAUUGAUGCCCUCCAGUGUUACUGUGACCGCUGCAGCGCCAACUCCAGCUGCACCACAGAUGGCGUCUGCUUUGUGGCCAUUAAGAAGUCGGGGAGCCAGCAGAUCUCAGAACAGCGUCAGUGCAUACAUGACAGUGAACUGAUCCCUCGAGACAGACCCUUCGUCUGCGCCCCGAACUCCAGAACGGACACUGGCAUCUUCCCCAUGUGCUGCUCGUCUGACUACUGCAACAAGGAGCCGGAUUUCACAGUCUUUCCAGAAGAAGAAAAACCCCAGUCUUUGGGCCCUGUGGCCCUCGCUGCGGUGAUUGCAUGCCCAGUGUGUGUGCUGUGUCUGCUGCUCAUUCUGGCAUUCUACAUCUGCCACAACCAAAGAGGUCUGGGUGCCGGCGGAGCGGGGGCCCUCCACCACCGUGUGCCCAAUGAGGAGGACCCCUCCAUGGAUCACCCCUUCAUCACUGUUGGAACAACGCUCAAAGACCUCAUCUAUGACAUGACCACAUCCGGCUCUGGAUCAGGCCUGCCUCUUCUGGUCCAGAGGACCAUCGCCAGAACUAUCAUCCUGCAGGAGAGCAUUGGGAAAGGACGUUUUGGUGAGGUGUGGAGGGGUAAGUGGCGUGGUGAGGAGGUGGCGGUGAAGAUCUUCUCCUCCAGAGAAGAGCGCUCCUGGUUCCGUGAAGCUGAGAUCUACCAGACCGUCAUGUUGCGCCACGAGAACAUCCUGGGCUUUAUCGCUGCCGAUAACAAAGAUAACGGAACCUGGACUCAGCUGUGGCUGGUGUCAGACUACCAUGAACACGGCUCUCUGUUUGACUACCUGAACCGCUACACGGUCACUGUGGAGGGCAUGAUCAAGCUGUCGCUGUCCACCGCAAGCGGCCUGGCCCACCUUCACAUGGAGAUCGUAGGGACACAAGGAAAACCAGCUAUCGCUCACAGAGACCUAAAGUCCAAGAACAUCCUGGUGAAGAAGAAUGGGACCUGCUGCAUUGCUGACCUGGGUCUGGCUGUUCGACAUGACUCCGCCACCGACACCAUCGACAUCGCUCCAAACCACAGAGUGGGAACCAAAAGGUACAUGGCUCCAGAGGUGCUGGAUGACUCCAUCAACAUGAAGCACUUUGAGUCGUUCAAACGGGCCGAUAUCUAUGCCAUGGGCCUGGUGUUCUGGGAGAUUGCCAGCCGCUGCUCUGUGGGAGGCAUUCACGAGGACUACCAGCUGCCCUACUAUGACCUGGUCCAGUCAGAUCCAUCAGUGGAGGAAAUGAAAAAGGUGGUCUGUGAGCAGAAACUUCGACCAAAUAUUCCCAACCGCUGGCAGAGCUGUGAGGCUCUGCGGGUUAUGGCUAAGAUCAUGAGGGAGUGUUGGUACGCCAACGGUGCUGCCCGGCUCACCGCGCUCCGGAUCAAGAAGACGCUGUCUCAGCUCAGCCAGCAGGAGGGAAUCAAGAUGUAGACCCAGCUCCCAAACACACACUCACACACACAUCUCUGACUGGGAUCUAUACCAUUAGCAUUACACCAUCUGUGUCCUGACAAGCCCUCAGCCUGUCCUGAAGGGAAGCUGAGGACAUUUUGUAUCUCACUCACCGCCUGAGGAGGCUGGUGUCCUGCUGGACAGCUGGACUGAUGUCUGGUGGAGACAUCUGAUGGAGAAGGUCUGUGCCUGGGGGGAGGAAGCCUCCUAUCACUGACGUUUCAUUAGAGCAUCCUCUUCAAUCAUUACCAUAAACCUUUCUGUAAGCAAUCCAAACCUUUCCCCUCAGUAGGGCUGCAGCUCUGGAGAUGUUAGGGAAAGAACUUGUGAUUUUCUAAGUAGUAUUGAAUGUGCUUUUUAUUGGGAGACUGACCUUGUGUCAUAUCGUUGCUAUUGCAACUCCCAGGAAGCCUAGAGUGUCGUCAGCUUGUAAGGGAUGUGACAGCUGCUCCACAGACGACUCCGUGUGGCCCUGAGAUGCGUUAAAGGACAGAAAAUGUCGCAUUUUAGUCAAUGAGCCAGUCAGCACCAGUGUCCAAAUUGGUGCUGACUGUUUGGACUGGGUCAUGACUGGGUGAUCAUCUGGAGAAACAGGAGCAUCAUGGCAUCCCAUGCAUCAUUGGAAGAAUGGAAGGAACAGCAGCUGUUCCAGUCAAAGAGCCAGACAUUGAAAAUAUCCAAUCAACUCUGACCAAUAGAUUAGAUUGUUUUAUUUAUUGCAGAGAAACUACUGCAAUACAUAGCUAUUAAAUGUUAUUUACUACAAACAUCCUGCAACAUCCUAAGUGCAGGAUGUUCUCUGCACUUAGAAGCCAACAUCCUGAGCUUUGAUACACUUCCUUUCAUUUGAAUGAAGAGUAAAUAAAGUAUGGAUGUUAGGGGUGUGUUUGAUACACACAUCAGAGUACCUGUGAAUGAACAGAGACCUCUGACCUGCAGGACAUUCUCACUGCAGCUUUAAUACAUAAGCUACCAUCUCACACUUCAAAGCAAAAACAUGUACAGGAACUGAUUUUACUUCAAUCAGAAAAGCAACCAUUAUUGGUACUGUUACUGAAAGGAUCUCAAAUAUUUUAUGGCAACAAAACGGAUACUUGUUAGUUAUUCAUCCUACUAGAAUAUAAACAUUUGCUGAGCUUAACUGUAGAUUUCAGAUGGCCAGAAUAUAAUUGUUUUGCUACUCAGCUCUUUACCAAGCAGGUGUUACUGGGUUAGCUAGCCAGCCCUCACUCUGGUGGUCCACUCUGAGCUGGUAGUUGUGGGCUCUCUGACUCUCUGACAGGCUAAAGAAUGCUUUCUUCAUUUAUUCUAACAGAUUUGAAUAGGGAUGAUGUUUGCAGCCCUACUGUACAGUUUUCCUACCUUGGAUGGAGACCUAGAGGUCCCAUCAGGGGCCCCAUGGUCAGGUUGUGAUGCUAAAGCUCUUCAUCAUGUCGUCACUCAGUCAUACAGGUGAAUUUAAUUUAUUGUGUAUGUAUUUGGAUUUUCUUUCUGGUGGUAAGGGACUUUUUGUGCUAAACUGAACCGGACAUGGUGACCUCAUUCAUCUUUGGUGAACAUGCUGCAACAUAUGCAAUAUACAGUAGAUAAAUGUGUCUAUUUUCUAUACUCUGCUCUGCUAAAACAUAAACAGCAAGACCAACAACAAUCAGCUGCCACCAUGCCUUCCAAACCAGCCGGAACCGGAAAGUGCCAGUGCUUUAAAACCCAACUCCUCUCAUGUCGGUUGCUGUGGCAUGCUUGUUCUCUCUCUCUGUGUGUGUGUGUGUGUGUGUGUGUGUGUGUGU